CUGAUUAGAGUUGUUCCGUACGAACUCGUGGACAUCGGAGCAAAUCUUGGGCAUCCGCUGUUCAAAAAUGAUCUCAAUGACGUAUUGAUACGUGCCCGACAGUCAGGAAUAUCUAAGCUGAUGAUAACGGGUACAUGUGAGAAAAUCAGCAAGGAAGCUAUGGAGCUGGCUGAAACAAUGCCUGGAUUCCUCUAUUUCACUGCCGGGGUACACCCGCACGAUGCAAAAGACUUUGAUACUAAGACCCUUGAUACUUUGAGGUCUCUUCAGGCCCACGCACAAUGUGUUGCUGUAGGAGAGUGUGGACUAGACUUUAACCGAAACUUUUCUCCCCCUGACACUCAGAAAGAAGUGUUCGCGAAACAGGUGAGAAUUACUUCUAUCAAUACUUUCCCUGUAACAGCUCUGAAAAUUUCCCACGAGGACAUGAUACGAAUUCUGAUGACUUUCAGUCCAAUGCUGCCACCAGCUGUCAUUCAUUGCUUCACUGGAACUGAAGAUGAGGCGAAGAAGUAUAUCGAAAUGGGUUUUUACAUUGGAUUAACAGGGUUUCUGUGGAAAGACCGCCUGACAAAUGGUGUGCAAGUGGCUCUACGCAACGGCUCCAUUCCUCUUGAUCGACUUCUCAUAGAAACUGAUGCACCAUUCAUGUAUCCGAAAAUUAGCGAUAAAAAAUUACCAGCAGAUGUGAAGGAGGCGUUCACUGAGCCGACAAAACUAUUACACAAAUUCACGUCUUUCAAUCGCAAUGAGCCAUGCGCCUUGGCAGCUGUUUGUGAAAUGAUUGCGGCCUUCAUGGGGAGGGAUCCAAAAGAGGUUGCUGAGGUUACUACAGCAAAUGCGAAAAGGGUUUAUGGUCUCCAUUAG
Haemonchus placei is the source of this 867-nucleotide messenger RNA. The record is from the annotation of a GenBank genome assembly. NCBI's taxonomy places the organism in Eukaryota, Metazoa, Nematoda, Chromadorea, Rhabditida, Trichostrongylidae.